AUUCAACGUUGAAUUAUUUUCUGAGUGUGCCUUCACAAGGACAACUUUGCUAAAAAGGAACAUUUAAAAAAGGCGUUCAUAUUUGUUCUAUUGCAGCCGUGUGAUACUGACAGGAAUAGCCGAAAUCGAAAGUGAAGUUUUAGAAGUGACAGUAGCAGCUUAGCCGGUUCAUCGUCGUUGUUUUUCCUUAGAGGUGACAACUCGAAGGGACGCUUUUCGGCUACAAGAAUACACGAAUAAAUCGGUCAUCAAGUGGGUGUUCUAUUGCGUUUAUUUGGACUGUGAAAACUACUGAAAACAAUGGAGCUGAACAUUUCAACAAGACACUACCGAGGCUCAAAAGAAUACUUCCCACCCCAGGAACAGAACACCAUGCAUGGCCUGGUUAAUCAAGGGGCAACGUGUUAUUUGAACAGUGUUCUGCAGGUCCUCUUCAUGACUAAAGAAUUCAGAGAGGCUGUUGAAAGUAAUAGGCCUCACCAAGAAGAAGACACUGUUGAUCUUCAGCUGAAAAAGAUGUUUACAACUUUACGUGAAAUUGAAACGAACACAAAGGGCAUCUCAUCAAUACUAGGCAUUGAUGAUGUAUACAAGGAAUGUGAUGCGGCUGAGUAUUUAGAGAAGAUUUUAGGCAUGGUCAAUCCUGAAGUGUCAAAGAUCUUCAAAGGACAACUGAGGCACAUCACUACCUGUUUAGGAAAACAUGUGAUGAGUGAUGGAUUUGGUCCAUUUUGGACACUGCCCCUCUCAAUAGCAGAUCCCUCUGGCUCUUACAAAACCUACAGUGUGAAAGAUGGCUUUAAGGAGUUCUUCAAGUCUUCAACUGUCAGUGGGGAAAACCAAGUGUACUGUGAUGAAUGUGAAAAGAAAUCAGAUGCAACCAUUGAAUGCAAGAUGGAAUAUCACCCAGAAAUUCUUACUCUGCUCCUCAAGCGGUUUGAAUUUGACUACUACAGCAUGUCAUAUGUCAAAAUCAACUGCUACGUGGAUGUGCCUCACACACUAAAGACAGAGAAAUGUGACUAUGAACUCUAUGCGAUUGUGGACCAUUUCGGAAGUCUCAGAGGUGGACACUACACUGCUAAGAUCAAGUCCUUUGAAGAUUAUAACUGGUAUGAGUUCAAUGACUCAUAUGUCACAAAGCUCCAACCAGCUCCACUGAUUGAAAGUUCUUGGAGUGCUUAUCUACUGAUGUACAGGAAAUCACAUGCUUCAGAUCGUGAGAACCACGGAACCAACCAAGUUCACGGUUCAAUCCGAGAGGAUGAGGUUACAGAGGUUGGAGAGCAUGUUCAAGUAAAGACAAGUGGAGAUGAUGAUCACGGUGUUGAUGGAAAUAAAGGACAGGGACAACAUGCUGCAGUCAGAAGAACGGAAAAUGUAGGAAAGGCAGAUACAGGAAGAGAUGAUGAUGAUUUGAUAGGGAGAAGAAAGGAGGAUGCUGCACACAGGAGAGAGGAUGUGGAUGAAACAAGACGAUAUGAUGUGGCUUUGAUAACAGAGAAACAGCAGAGUCCAGAGAUAUGUCAGAAAUUAGGCAAACUCCGUGUGUUUUAUCAUGACUAUAUUUUGCCCAUCAGGUAUUCAUCAUUGAAAGAAGAGGAUAAUGUUGUGGAGAAAAUAGAACAGGAUGAUGUAGUGAGAAGGGUAGAUAAGGACAGUGAGGGUGUCGUGGUAAAGGGAGAAACGCAUCUCGGUGAGACAAAGACAAGUCUGAUCAAGUACGGAGAGUCUUCCAGCUCUACAAACAGGUGUGAGACCAUCCCAUCCCAUUCUUCUCACAUCCAUCAAGAGUUCAAUGAACUCUUGAUGGAGAAGGACGAAAAGGAUGCCAAUUACAGCCAGGUCCUUGCUAACGUUCAGGACAACAAGCUGAGAGAGAUUCUUGAGAGGCAGAAGAAGAACAAGGCUCACUGUGGUUUCAGGCGCUUCUGGGGUGUCCGUGGCAAGCACACCAAGAUCAUUGGUUGCAGUGGUCGCACCGUUGGUAUGUCUAAGAAGAAGCAAACUAUGUCCCGACUCCACAUGUGUCAAUAAAUGCUACGGUUCACACACACACACACAAAAUAACGAUGCAAGAAGAAUGAAAAGAGAAGUGUAGAAGAGAUGGAGCUUUUGGUUAAAGACAAGAAAAGAAGAAAGAGGAACUUCAGGGAAUGUCACGUCCUGACCAGUAAUAGGGGUUAUUUGUUAUUGUAGUUUGGUCAGGACGUGGCAGGGGGUAUUUGUUUUAUGUGGUUUGGGGGUUAUGUGUAUGUAGAGGGGUGUUGUAUUUAUGUGUUCCGGGGUUUUUGGUGUAUGUUCUUGCUUUGGUAUUCUAGGAUUCUAGGUUGUGUAUUUCUUUGUUGGCCUGGUGUGGCUCUCAAUCAGGAACAGCUGUACAUCGUUGUUUCUGAUUGAGAGUCAUACUUAGGGAGCUUGUUUUCACCUGUCUCGUUGUGGGUAGUUGUUUUUUUUUUGCAUUGCUUUUGUGUAUAGCCUGCGAAACUGUUGGACUGGUGUUCUUUGUUUAUUGUUCUGUCGUGUUCACUUUAUAAAUAAAAUAUGAUGAGCACGCAACCCGCUGCGCCUUGGUCUAAUCCCUUCGACAGCCGUUACAGGGAAGGAGAGGAGGGAAUGGAAAAGAAGUGAGAUGGCUAAAUUUGAUGUUUCUGUUUUGUCCAAUUUGAAAACUGAAAGAGGAAUGUAUGGAAUAUAUUCUGAUUUUGGGAACAAUGCUGUAUUUAACCCUGUCUUAUCUUUUUAUAUAUGUUUAACAACUAACUUUAACUGAAGUCCUGUUAUUAGCCUCUAAUGUUCAACAUCGUUCAUCAUUUUACUCAGAUUACUUUCUUGUCCAAGUGUUUACAAAGUACUGUAUAUUAAAGAUGCUUUGUAUGUAGAAAAUAA
Molecule: messenger RNA, 2889 nt
Organism: Salmo salar (Atlantic salmon)
Lineage: Eukaryota; Metazoa; Chordata; Actinopteri; Salmoniformes; Salmonidae
Biological process (GO): protein deubiquitination
Cellular component (GO): nucleus; cytosol
Molecular function (GO): cysteine-type deubiquitinase activity
Source: RefSeq, a predicted model, not a curated record